Messenger RNA from Teleopsis dalmanni, 7020 nucleotides. It is a transcript of the gene DNApol-epsilon255, whose product is annotated as DNA polymerase epsilon catalytic subunit 1. The record is from RefSeq and is a predicted model, not a curated record. NCBI's taxonomy places the organism in Eukaryota, Metazoa, Arthropoda, Insecta, Diptera, Diopsidae. Gene Ontology annotation, biological process: DNA replication; base-excision repair, gap-filling; nucleotide-excision repair, DNA gap filling. The transcript is spliced from 6 exons. Gene Ontology annotation, molecular function: nucleotide binding; single-stranded DNA 3'-5' DNA exonuclease activity; DNA binding. Bases 287 to 6979 code for a protein of 2230 amino acids. Gene Ontology annotation, cellular component: nucleus; epsilon DNA polymerase complex.
UUUGUUUGCUAUGAGAGUGUACUAAACAAUUCUUCAAUAAACAUAAGUAUUUAAGGUAUAAUCAGAGUACUUUUGUUGUAUAUUCUGUUCAAUUUCUAUAAUUAAUUUCCCGUCAUUAGAUGAAUUAUAUACAACAAGCUGUAUUAUGUAAGUAGUGUAUGCAUAUAUGCUCUCAAUACUAAUUCCGCUGAGAUUAAAUCAGCUGUUUUAAUGGCGCCAAAAAUUUCAAUAAAUGUUUAACGUUAGUAGGAGUUAAUUGUUAUUAUUAUAUAAAUGUGUAUUUAUAAUGGAAGUAAAUAGUGGUCAAAAGGUAUUACAAAACACAGGCAAACUACAUUCAGAAUCUAAAACUGAAAGUGAUGAGUAUUUUAAUGAAGCUGGCUAUAGGCAAUCUCGAGAAAAUGAUAAAAUCGACGCUAAGUAUGGAUUUGAAAGAGUUAAAGAUAGCACGGAACGUGUCGGUUACCUUAUCAACAUGCACUCUACGGAAGUGCUAGAUGAAGAACGACGUUUAGUGGCUGCAUUGGAUUUAUUUUUUAUCCAAAUGGACGGAUCACGAUUUAAAUGUACAGUAGUAUUUCAACCAUAUCUUUUGAUCCGUUGUAGUGAAAAUCAGUCAUUGGAGGUUGCACGCUUCUUAAAUAGAAAGUAUUCUGGUCAAUUGUCUAAUGUAGAACAACUGGUUAAGGAAGAUUUGGAUUUACCUAAUCAUUUAAGCGGAUUAAAACAAGACUAUUUAAAACUUUCAUUUCUAAACCAAACAGCAAUGACUAAAGUUCGACGCGAACUUAUGUCUGCAGUUCGAAAAAAUAUAGAAAGAGAAAAGUCGAAUACGUAUUAUAUGCAAAUGCUAGCAUCUUCAUUGACUGGUGCUAAUAAAGGAAAUUCAAACGAAUCAAAAAAACAAUUAGACUAUAUGAAUUAUAUAGUAGAUAUACGUGAACACGAUGUACCUUAUCAUGUGAGAGUUUCAAUUGAUAUGAACAUUUUUUGUGGACUAUUUUAUAAUAUACGAUGUACCAAUGGUGGAAAAGACAUGCCUAUUAUCACACCAAGACCAGAUUUAUUGGAACGACCCGAGCCUGUGGUCCUUGCAUUUGAUAUUGAAACAACAAAAUUACCAUUAAAAUUUCCAGAUGCUCAGCAUGAUCAAAUUAUGAUGAUUUCCUAUAUGAUAGAUGGGCAAGGUUAUUUAAUAACAAAUCGUGAAAUCAUCUCAACAGAUGUAGCUGAUUUCGAAUAUACACCAAAACCUGAAUUUGAAGGAAAUUUUGUUGUUUACAAUGAAGCCAACGAAAUGCAAUUAAUUCAAAAAUUUUUCGAUCAUAUAAUGGAGGUUCGUCCACACAUAUUUGUUACAUACAACGGAGAUUUCUUCGAUUGGCCUUUUAUAGAAACUAGAGCAGCAGUGUACGACAUGGAUAUGAAUCAGGAGAUAGGUUUUUCCAAAUCUAGAGAUGGAAAUUACUUGAGUCGUCCUGCAAUACACAUGGACUGUUUGUGUUGGGUGAAAAGAGAUUCUUAUUUACCAGUGGGAUCUCAUGGCCUGAAAGCUGUAGCAAAAGCUAAGUUACGUUAUGAUCCAGUUGAACUUGAUCCUGAAGAAAUGUGCAACAUGGCUGUGGAGCAGCCACAAGUGUUAUCAAAUUACUCAGUUUCAGAUGCCGUUGCGACUUAUUAUUUAUACAUGAAGUAUGUUCAUCCUUUUGUAUUUGCAUUAAAUACAAUUAUACCAAUGGAACCCGAUGAAAUACUUCGUAAGGGUUCAGGGACACUUUGUGAAACAUUAUUAAUGGUGCAGGCAUAUCACGCAAAUAUUGUGUACCCCAAUAAACAGCAAAGCGAAUUAAAUAAGCUUUCAUCUGAAGGACAUGUGUUAGAUUCCGAAACUUAUGUUGGUGGUCACGUAGAAGCAUUAGAAUCCGGUGUAUUUCGAGCCGAUAUACCUUGUCGUUUUCGAUUAGAUCCAAACAUGAUAAAACAAUUGAUAUUAGAUAUAAAUAAAGUGUUAAAACAUGCAAUUGAAAUUGAAGAAGGUAUUCCAAUAGAUAAAGUGACAAAUUUGGAUGAUAUACAAAAGGAGAUACAGCAGGCUUUACAAUGUCUACACGACAUACCCAAUAGAUUCGAACAGCCUGUCAUAUAUCAUUUAGAUGUUGGUGCUAUGUAUCCUAAUAUUAUAUUAACGAAUCGUUUGCAACCAUCAGCAAUGGUUGAUGAAAGAGACUGCGCUGCAUGUGAUUUUAAUAAACCCGAUGCUAGAUGCAAAAGAUCAAUGGACUGGCUAUGGCGUGGUGAAAUGUUACCAGCUUCUCGCAGCGAAUAUCAACGUAUCCAGCAACAAUUAGAAAAUGAAAAGUUUCCACCAUUAUUUGCUGGUGGUCCCACCCGUGCUUUUCAUGAAUUAUCGAGAGAAGAUCAAGCAGCAUAUGAGAAAAAACGCCUCUCCGAUUACUGUCGUAAAGCAUAUAAAAAAACUAAAAUUACAAAACUUGAGACGCGCACCUCGACAAUCUGCCAAAAGGAAAAUAGCUUUUACGUUGACACCGUUCGGGCCUUUCGUGAUAGGCGUUAUGAAUACAAAGGACUAACAAAGGUUGCUAAAGCAGCGGUCAAUGCCGCCAUAUCUUCAGGAGAUGCUUCGGAAAUAAAGGCAGCAAAAGGACGCGAAGUUCUCUAUGAUUCUCUGCAGCUUGCUCAUAAAUGCAUUUUGAAUUCAUUUUAUGGCUAUGUGAUGCGACGUGGUGCACGUUGGCAUUCAAUGCCUAUGGCUGGCAUCGUUUGUCUUACAGGUUCGAACAUUAUUACAAAAGCUAAGGAAAUAAUUGAACGCGUUGGACGACCACUUGAACUCGAUACAGAUGGUAUUUGGUGUAUUCUUCCUGGUUCUUUCCCACAAGAGUUUACUCUACAUACUACGCAUGAAAAAAAGAAAAAAAUUAAUAUAUCUUACCCAAAUGCAGUUCUUAACACAAUGGUAAAAGAUCAUUUCACAAACGACCAAUAUCAUGAACUAGAAAAAACAACUAACUCGACAUUGCCGCAGUAUAAGAUAAGAGAGGAGAAUUCAAUAUUCUUUGAGGUCGAUGGACCCUAUUUGGCUAUGGUUCUUCCAGCAGCAAAAGAAGAAGGCAAAAAAUUAAAGAAACGUUACGCAGUUUUUAAUUUUGAUGGGUCAUUAGCUGAACUAAAGGGUUUUGAAGUUAAAAGACGUGGGGAAUUACAGUUAAUUAAAAAUUUUCAAAGCUCAGUGUUUGAAGCGUUUUUGGCCGGUAGUACUUUGGAGGAAUGUUAUGCAUCAGUUGCGAAGGUUGCUGAUUAUUGGCUUGAUGUACUGUAUAGUCGCGGUACACAUUUACCAGAUUCAGAAUUAUUUGAGUUGAUUUCUGAAAAUAAAUCUAUGUCUAAAAAACUUGAAGAAUAUGGAGGACAAAAGAGUACCUCAAUUACAACAGCAAAACGUUUAGCUGAGUUUCUUGGUGACCAGAUGGUUAAAGAUGCUGGAUUGGCAUGUAAAUAUAUAAUAUCAAAAAAACCAGAAGGGGCACCUGUGACUGAACGUGCGAUCCCUUUAGCAAUUUUUCAAUCUGAACCCAGUGUAAAGCGUUACCAGUUGCGACGAUGGCUUAAAGAUGCAUCUGUAGGUGAUGCAGACAUUAGAGACGUUUUAGACUGGAACUAUUAUAUUGAACGACUCGGUGGUACUAUACAAAAAAUUAUAACUAUACCAGCUGCUUUACAAGGUUUGGCGAAUCCAGUACCUAGAGUAACUCAUCCAGAUUGGUUACAUAAAAGAAUGCUUGAAAAAAAUGACACGUUUAAGCAACGUCGCAUAAAUGAAAUGUUUUUGCCAAAACCCAAAACAACCUCUCCUAAGAAAGAUAACGAAACCACAAAUGAUGGUAAAGAUUUUAACAUAAGCGAUAUAGAAGAUCUGGUUCAAACAGCAACAGUGACAAAUAAUGUACCAAUAGUAAGAAAAAGAAAAAGGUUAUCUUCAGAUUUAGAUUUGGAAAGAGAAGACAAUACAAAAAAAGCUACGACGUGGCGACAAGCUUUAGGUCAACCACCUCAAAUUGGAAAUACACGUGAAGAAAUUAUAGCAUGGGUUCGUUUCCAAAAAAAGAAAUGGAAAUGGCAGCUAGAACAACGUGAACUACAUACACAGAUAACAAAGCGACCCCGCAACAACAACAAUAAGAAUAAUAUUAAUAAUAACGCCUCAAUAUCGACAGCAACUCUUGGCGGAUUUCUACUCCGUGCGCAGCGAUCUUUGAUCGACCAUGUUUGGCAAAUAAUUCAAAUUCUGCCCAUUGAUGAUUUGGGAAACUUUAAUGUCUGGGCAAUGGUUGGGGAAGAACUCCAUCGUAUUAAACUAACCGUUCCACGAAUAUUUUAUGUUAAUCAACGUAGUUUAGCACCACCACAGUCCGGUCAAAUGUGGAAAAAAGUUAAUCGAGUUCUACCAAGAUCACGUCAAGUAUAUAAUCUUUACAGAUAUAGUGUUCCGGAGAAAGUAUUUAAAGAUAAUUGCUUAGGCAUGCUAGCAGAUUUAGCAACACCAGAUAUAGAAGGAAUUUACGAAACUCAAAUGACGCUCGAAUUUAGAGCUUUAAUGGAUUUAGGUUGUGUUUGUGGUGUGCAGAAAGAUGCAGCUAAACAUUUGGCUGCUUCAAGGGAAAUGGAUAGCUUCUCAAUUGAACAAUUAGAAUUCAGUUCACACUCUCAAACUAAAUAUCUGCAAUCGUCUAAUUCUAAAUUACGUACAAUAUUUUUAUAUCAACAUAGUAUACCCAAUGGAAAGAAGGAAAUUUGGGCGUUAUUUCUAAUGGCAAGUAAAAAAGUAUUAGUCAUUGCCUUAGAUUCAGUACGUACUAAUCAAAUGCCUAAUUUAAAAAAUCUUUAUGCCGCCGAACGUUUGGUGCUAAUUAAAAAUGUCAAAAACCAAGCUGAAAUUGAAAAAAUUCCACCGGAAGAUCUAACUUUUGAAAUUUUAAUUGAAGUUGACUUGAAGCAAGUAUAUCGUCAUUUGCAGCGAGCAUUAUCUUCUUAUAAAGAGGAAAGACGCGGGCCUACAAUACUUUGUAUGCAAACAUCGCAGGAAGCAAGAACAUUGUACUCGGCUAUGCCUAUCCUUCAAGAGUAUCCGUUAGUUCCAAUUCAUAUUUCUGACGAUGCUUCGUUACUAUCAGGGUUAGAUUGGCAACGGCAAGGUACAAGGGCUUCAAUAAGACAUUUCCUUAAUUUAAACAAUGUAAUUGAUUUAAUGUUACAGCAGUGCCGAUAUUUUAGUGUACCAAUUGGUAAUAUGCCGCCCGAUAUCGUCUUAUUUGGUGCUGAUUUAUUUUUUGCGCGAUUACUCAAACAACAUAAUUUUGUGCUUUGGUGGUCAGAAACAACAAGACCUGAUUUAGGAGGCAGGGAAGCAGAUGAUAGCCGUUUACUGGCCGAAUUCGAAGAUAACAUAUCUGUUGCCCAAAAUCAUCCUGGUUUUUAUCCGGAUAUUUGUGUUGAGUUAACUUUAGAUAGUUUAGCUGUUAGCGCUCUCCUACAAUCAAAUAAAAUUCAGGAAUUGGAAGGUGCACACUCAGCGGUUACAUUUGAUGUUAUACCACAAGCUUCAUUGGAGGAAAUGAUUGGCGCGAUUCCAGUUCUGACGUUACCAAGUUAUGAUGAAACCGCCUUAUGUACGGGAGCUUUUCGAAUAAUGCGCUUAAUGGUAAAUAGCUGGUUACGUGAAGUUUCCAUUAACAAAAACGUGUAUUCGGAUUUUCAAAUCAUUCACUUUUACCGUUGGAUACGAUCAAGUAACUCUCUUCUGUAUGAUCCAGCAUUGCGCAGGUCGCUAAAUAAUUUAAUGCGCAAACUAUUUUUGAAUAUUAUAGCAGAGUUUAAAAGACUUGGUUCGACAAUUAUAUAUGCGGACUUCAACAAAAUUGUACUCAGUUCUAGUAAAAAAACGGUUACAGAUGCUUUAGGCUACGUUGAUUACGUUGUGCACAGUCUUCGCAACAAAGAAAUAUUUCAUUCAAUACAACUUUCUUUUGAACAAUGCUGGGAUUUUAUGCUAUGGUUAGAUCAGACUAAUUAUUCAGGUAUCAGAGGAGUUUUACCCAAAGGUAGCGAUGAAACUAGCUUAAAUAGUUCUUCAAGAGCAUUAGAAGAGAAUUCAGAAUGUGAGAUUGUGGAAAGUGGAUCUGAUGCUAAUCAAGACGUUGAAGUUUCUUUGGAAUUGAAUUGGACAAUUGCUGAACAUUUGCCUCUUGAGCAAGACUGCCGCGGUAAAUUUGAAACAAUAUUAACUUUAUUUAUGCAGUCGCUCGCUGAGCAAAAAAACAUAAAAACUGCUCUUACGGAUAUAUCUCAUUACUGCUUUGAUUUUAUAACAAAGUUACACAAAAAUUACGGCAAAGGAAAGCCCAGUCCAGGUUUAGACUUAAUACGGACAAUUAUCAAAGUUCUAAGUGUUGAGAAAUCACUAAGUGAAGAUAUAAAUGAAUUGAGGCGAAACAUGCUGCGUUUGGUUGGAGUUGGAGAAUUUUCUGAUCUUGCUGAAUGGAGUGAUUCUCAUGAUAGUUACAGUAUAUCAGAAGUAAUUUGUAAAGCUUGUAAUCAAUGCAGAGAUCUUGACUUAUGUAAAGAUAAACAUCGUGCAAUAAAGAAUGGAAUACCUGUUUGGCUUUGUGCACAAUGUUUAAUUGCUUACGACAAUGAGGAUAUUGAAAUCCGAAUAAUUGAUGUCUUACAACGUAAAGUAAUGUCAUACAUAUUGCAAGACUUGCGUUGUACUCGGUGCAAAGAAAUAAAACUUGUGAAUUUAACAAAAUAUUGUCCAUGUGCUGCGGAUUUCGCUCCCUUAAUAAAUGAGCAAGAUAUUAUGUCAUUAUUACACAUAUUUCAUAAAGUUGCAAGCGAUCACAAAAUGGAAUUGUUAACUGAUGCUGUAGAACAACUGCUCUAUACGAAAUGCAAUUAUUAAUAAUAUGCCAUAAAAAAUAAAAGAUAUAGUAUUUACUCCAU